UCAGCAGCUGACAUCUUCUAUCAUCCCAACCCACUCCCUCCCAUUAAUUUGCUCAUCUUUUAAUUGGAGCUACAUUGCGAUGCAUCUAUUUUUUUCUACAGAAGCUUCUUAAUGUUUCAACUUUGCGUUAUUUUAUACCACUCUGCUCCAACAAUAGAAAAAACUUCGCCAGAAACAGAGUGGAGUCCUCAGAUCUGCUUGCUUGCUGUUUUCCUGCUCUCUCACCCAGCCGCCAUAUUCCCCUUCCACAGGUGGAGUGAGAAGGAAAGAGGAGGACAUAGAGGCCGUCUCAGCCCUCUUAGUUUCUGUAUGUUGUAAUGCAUGGUCAUUUAUAGGAGGGGAUGAGGUAAUUUUCCUGCAUUGCAACGCCGGAGGCUGACCGGGGAAGAUGUUUAAGGUGGCGAGAUGGCGGAGCGAGAAGAACAAGAUCAAAGCUGUGUUCAAAUUCCAGUUCCAGGCAACCCAGGUACCGCGGGCUGGAUGGGAGAUGAUCAUGGUAACCUUGGUUCCUGUAGAUACUGGAAGACCAACUGCGAAAUCAGAGAAGGUUGCGGCGACCGACGGGACCUGUCGCUGGGCAAAUCCAAUCUAUGAAACUGUGAGAUUAGUCCGCGAUCCAAAAACUGGAAGGAUCAAUGAGAAAGUAUACCGAUUUCUUGUCUCAACAAUGGGAUCAACCAAAGCUGAAGUCCUGGGAGAAGUCACCAUUAAUAUGGCAGAUUAUGCUGAAGUGUUUAAGCCCUCCUCUGUUUCUCUCCCUCUGAAGGCAUCGGACGCAGGAGCUAUAUUGCAUGUCAGCAUUCCCAGCAUUCCCAAUUUUUGGAGUGGGAAGGGUGAUGGUGAGGGAAGAGAAACUAGUGAAAGUGGAGAUACAACAGUCAGACAGCAACAAAGAACAUUGCUGAGCGAGUUAAGCAGGUGCGAUGAAGAGGAAGUCUCCAAAGCUAUCGAAGGCACAAACAGCAUCAACUCUGUGGAAGACACCUCGAUAAUAGACAGCCAAGGACAACUAAAAUUUUCAUCUAGCAGAAACUUGCCCCUUCCUGAUGAUUCGAAUGACAACCUCAGAAAAUCUCACAGCUUUGAUGCUGUAUCAGCAUUAGGCUCAGAUACUAGUUCAGUAUAUACAGCAAAAGAAAAUGGAUUCAAUCAUAAGAACAUCCAUCAGGACUCACCUGGCUUGCUGUCACUUCUCAGCAACAGUGAUACUCCUCAAAAGCUGAUGACCAGUUCGAGUGACUGGUCUGGAAGUUCAGCUCCUGAUAGAAGCACUGAUGGGUCAACAAACAAUUCAGAAGAGGCUGGGAUGAGAGAGAGAUUGCAGGACCCAGAUGAAACCCUUGAGAAACUAAGAAAUGAUAUUGUUUCUUUGACAAGAAAGGUAGAAGUAUCAGACCUGGAACUGCAGACUCUCAGAAAGCAAAUUGUUAAGGAGAACAGACGAGGACAAGAUCUUUCAACAGAAAUAAGUAGCCUAAAAGAGGAAAGAGAUGCACUCAGAAGGGAAUGUGAGGAACUCAAGCUCUCCCAGAAAAGAAUGAACGAUGAUAAAAAUUUUAUAAAUAAGUUACAGCCCGAUGGAGAAGAUCCAUGUUCGAUGCUUGAAGAAAUUAAGAAAGAGCUGAAUUAUGAGAAUAAUAUGAAUGCAAAUCUCCGGUUGCAACUGCAGAAGACACAAGAAGCCAACUCUGAGCUGCUACUCGCUGUCAGAGAUCUGGAUGAACUGUUGGAACAUAAAAACAGGGAAAUCUCCUCCAACAAAUGCAGCAAAGUGGAUAUCAAGGAGGAAAUCAAUGGGCAUUUCCAAAAAUUGGAAUUUGGAAACAAAUUCUCGCAUCUGCAGAAUUCCGAAUAUAGACAAGAGAUACUCAAAAAAACUUCUGAACAUGAUAGCGAAAAGCAAUAUGCAUUGGAUGCAUUAGUAAAGGAGGGUGAUGAUAUGAAAGUGGCAUUUUCACUGGAAAAGAAGAUCAAAGAUCUUAACAGUGAAGUAGAGUUGUACAAGAAAGAUCGUGAAGACUUAGAAAUACAAAUGGAACAGCUCGCUCUGGAGUAUGAAAUUUUGAAACAGGAAAACCAUGAUAUAUCUUCAAAGCUGGAGCAAACACAGCUGCGAGAACAACUCAGGAUGCAGUACGAAUGUUCAGUACACUUAGCCACAAUCAACGACCUUGAAACCCAUGUAGAGAGUUUGGAGAAAGAACUUCAGAGUCAGGCUGAAGCAUUUGAAGCAGAUAUAGCAACUCUAACACUAGCCAAGGUAGAGCAAGAGAAAAGAGCCAUAAAAGCAGAAGAGACAUUGAGGGAGACAAGAUGGAACACUGCUAGCACUGCUGAACAGCUCCAAGAGGAAUUUAGAAGGCUUUCUGAACAAAUGAUAUCCACAUUUCAUGCAAAUGAGAAAUUAGUCAUGCAAAGACUAGAUGAAGCUAGUGAACUGCGUUUGCAAAAAAGCCAUAUGGAAGAACUGUUACAGAGAACUAGCGAAGAGCUUGUAUCAGUAAAAGGCCAGUACUGUGUUAAAACGCAACAGCUACUAAACCUGAUAGGUUUCAAAUCAAAGGAAACGGAUAGGCAACUCAUGGAACUCAAAGAUAAACGUGAGGAGCUUGAGAAGCAAAAGAAAUAUGAUGAAGCAAGGACAAAAGCUUCAUCAGAAGAAAUGCUGUUACUCAGAGCUGAGAUUGAAGAGCUUAAAAGGGAGAAAAAUCUUCUUGCUGAACAGAUAGAACAGAAAGAAAAAUUGGUAGCCGGGAUGGAACUAUUGAAGACUUCAACUAAAGUAAAUGAGAAGCUGUUGCAAGACAAAAAUUUGGAACGAGAUCUGCUUGCGAGAGAAAUCACAUCAUUGAAGGAGGAAGUAAAUAGAUCACUGGCAGAAUCGAAUGAACUGAGGCAUGUAAAGGAUCAAAAAGAGACAAUGAUUAGAAUGCUAAAUUCAGAGGCAAAAAUCCUUAAAGUACAAAUCAGUGAUUUGAAAAUUUCCUUGUCUGAAGAUCUCCUGGAAAAAGAGAACCUGAUGAAACAAGUUUCUGACUUAAGGAGUGACCUUCAGAAGAAGGAGGACAUGAUCACCAGUAUGGAGAGAAAACUUGAGGGCUAUCUCUCUAACAAACAGACAGGAAAUGUGCUUGAAGAUGAGGUCAUACCAACAAAUAUUGAAAGUUUCAACAUUGCCCAAGUACAGAACAGAAAGGAUUACGGUAAGAACUUGAAGUUUGUCAGCACUGACAAUAUCAAAAACAGUGAGCAUCAUGAUCGAUACCCCAGGAUGGGAGAUAAAAAAUGUAGACAUGAAAUAAAUGGUGCUAGUAAAGAACCAGUCAUAAGCAACAAUGGAGCUAAUUCUGAGAAAGGAGGAAGCUUUGUUUCUUGUAGCUGUGAUCAACACAAGAUAGCCGAGACAUUAAGUGAAAUGGCAGCACUGAAAAAACGAAAUUGGUCAAUGGAAGCUGAGCUAAAAGAAAUGCAAGAAAGAUAUUCUGAAAUAAGUCUCAAGUUCGCAGAAGUAGAAGGUGAAAGGCACCAGCUUGUGAAAACAAUCCGGACUCUAAAAAACGCUUUGAAGAAUUAGUGUUGUACAAUUUAGUUUACUUGAGAUUGUGUUUCCUGUAUAGGCAAGCAACUGCAUGCACCAGAUGGCAGAUCCAGGACUUGCAAGGCAAUUAGGGCUUGUCAGGAGAUGUAUAGCGUGUACAUCCAUAUAUAUUCUUUUUUCCAUUUGGAUGUUAUAUAUGCUUUUUAUGUUGGAAAAUGUACAAGUUCCAGUUAAAUUUGAUUGAGUGGCAUACAAAGUCCUACACUGAUGUUGGAGUGCUUAAAAGAAAUGUAUGAUAUUGUGUUCUUCUUUCAAGGUUUCACUUUAAGUGCAAGCCUGAAUAUCAACAUUUUACAAAUUUGGUGGUAGACAAUAUCUACAUAUAAUAAUAAGCCAAAAUAUUUCAUCU
Phoenix dactylifera (date palm) is the source of this 3947-nucleotide messenger RNA. Lineage: Eukaryota; Viridiplantae; Streptophyta; Magnoliopsida; Arecales; Arecaceae. The record is from RefSeq and is a predicted model, not a curated record.